Molecule: messenger RNA, 5603 nt
Organism: Malaclemys terrapin pileata
Lineage: Eukaryota; Metazoa; Chordata; Testudines; Emydidae
Gene: PFKFB2
Product: 6-phosphofructo-2-kinase/fructose-2,6-biphosphatase 2
Exons: 17
Coding region: 131-1723 (530 amino acids)
Biological process (GO): fructose 2,6-bisphosphate metabolic process; fructose metabolic process
Cellular component (GO): cytosol
Molecular function (GO): 6-phosphofructo-2-kinase activity; fructose-2,6-bisphosphate 2-phosphatase activity; ATP binding
Source: RefSeq, a predicted model, not a curated record
CUGGCUGCUGCGGGAGGCUCCUGGCCGGUGUCUGAGGCUCGCAGCGCUUGGCAGGUGCAGCAGCCGCCUGGCUUCCCACCGCUUCGUGAGCCUGAAGGUCCAACACUGACCAAGUGUGAGAUUAGCAGCAAUGUCAGGACAUACAGCAUUAGUCCCAGAGCAGAACAACAACAGCAGCAACCAGGAAAAAAAAACUUCAAAUAUGCGAGUCUCAGAAAAAAAGUGCUCAUGGGCUUCCUAUAUGACCAACUCCCCUACUUUGAUUGUAAUGAUUGGCCUUCCUGCCCGGGGCAAGACUUAUAUGGCCAAGAAAUUAACACGCUACCUCAACUGGAUUGGUGUGCCUACGAAAGUGUUUAAUCUAGGAGUAUAUCGUCGUGAAGCAGUGCAGUCCUACAAGUCCUAUGAUUUUUUCAGGCAUGAUAACAAAGAAGCCAUGAAGAUUCGGAAACAGUGUGCCUUGGUGGCUCUGGAAGAUGUGAAAGCUUAUGUCACGGAGGAGUGCGGGCAGAUAGCUGUGUUCGAUGCAACCAACACGACUCGAGAGAGGAGGGACUUGAUCUUAAAUUUUGCUAAAGAGAAUGCUUAUAAGGUGUUUUUUGUGGAGUCUGUCUGUGAUGAUCCAGAAGUCAUUGCUGCCAAUAUCCUGGAAGUGAAGGUCUCCAGCCCUGACUACCCAGAGAGAAAUCGAGACUGUGUGAUGGAUGAUUUCCUGAAGAGGAUAGAGUGCUAUAAAGUCACAUAUCAGCCCCUUGAUCCAGAUAAUUAUGACCAAAACCUUUCCUUCAUUAAAGUGAUCAAUGUGGGACAGCGGUUCCUGGUAAACCGUGUCCGGGAUUACAUCCAGAGUAAAAUCGUCUAUUACCUGAUGAACAUUCAUGUCCAGCCACGCACCAUCUACCUUUGCCGGCAUGGCGAAAGCGACUUUAACCUUGUUGGCAAGAUCGGUGGGGAUUCUGGCCUGUCGCCGCGUGGGAAGCAGUUCGCUCAAGCCCUUAAAAAAUUCAUUGCCGAGCAGGAGAUUGUGGAUUUGAAGGUUUGGACGAGCCAGCUGAAGAGAACCAUCCAGACAGCCGAGUUCUUGGGGGUCCCCUAUGAGCAGUGGAAGAUUCUGAACGAGCUCGAUGCUGGAGUGUGUGAAGAGAUGACAUAUGAAGAAAUUGAAACUCAGUACCCAGAUGAGUUUGCGCUGAGGGAUCAAGAGAAAUAUCUUUAUCGUUAUCCUGGAGGAGAGUCGUACCAAGACUUGGUCCAGCGUUUGGAAGCUGUGAUUAUGGAGCUGGAGCGUCAGGGCAGUGUUCUGGUUAUUUCUCACCAGGCUGUUAUGCGGUGCCUGUUGGCCUACUUCCUUGACAAGAGCGCUGACGAGUUGCCAUAUCUGAAGUGCCCCCUUCACACCAUAUUCAAGCUCACUCCAGUUGCUUACGGGUGCAAAGUGGAAACGAUCACCUUGAAUGUUGAAGCAGUGAAUACCCAUCGAGACAAGCCUUCUGGGAGUACUAACAACCUUCCAAAGAGCCAACCCCCUGGAAGGAUGAGAAGAAACAGCUUUACGCCUCUGGCCAGUUCGGACACAAUAAAGCGCACACGAAAUUACAGUGUUGGGAGCAGGCCUCUCAACCCACUGGGGUCUCUGCUAUUCCCAGAGGCUCGAGGUGGGGCUGAUCCGCAGAAGCUACAAGUCGGUGUUCAAGUGCUUCAAAUGGGAAGUGCUUGCUUGUGAGUAUCACUGAACAUAGCCUGUAGGCAUUCUCUCUGGGUUUGUUUAGGAGCCAGCAAACAACAUCACCUGUGAGUCCUUGGUUUCUGUCUCAGCCACCAAGUGAGGCUGUCGAGCGAGAGGAAUUUAGUGUCACACUGUACAGAAUGGCCAGGAAAUUACCCGUACUUCCCUUUGUGCCUGUGUUGCUCAGAUCCAACCUUGCUGACCAUGAGGCCCUUUCUUGUCCCUGCUUUAAAUGCCUGAGUGAAUGUCACUGCAAAUGUUAAUACAAAUAUCUCUUGAUGUACUUGAUGUUUCAGUUUAUACCUUAUCUGUGAAAUUGACUUCUAUAACUUUGACCUUGCAUUUUAUUUACCUUAUUUGUGAAAUGGAUUGUGCAAUGUGAGAUUUGGUUUUAUUUAAUUUUGUUGUGGUUCUUAGUAGGUGUCUCUUUGGGUUUUGUAUGUGUGUGUUUAAUGUUAUCACAGCAUUUUUGCUUUCUCCUCUGGGGAGUUGUAUCAUUUUCUCCUAUGCAUUUGUUGCAACUCCAUUUAAAUGCCUGUGGUAUUGCUUAUUUGCUUGUUGUUGAAUACUCUUUGCCUAGAGAGCUUUACCCAUUGUGGUUGUUUGCCACAAUGGAUAUGGAGUGGAAGUUGUUUUAUGCCCAGUUGUAGCCAUUUGGCAUGAAAUCUCUUUCUCUCUCCACUGAUUUUUGACUGUGCCUGGAACGCACUUCUAUACUCAACAAUGUUACUGAUGCUACAUUGUAUAAGUGACUUUGCUUUAAAGGAAUAUUCUCAAAAGAAGCUGAAAAAUGUUUGCAUUAGAACAAGGCCUUCAAAAAACUGUCUCUUCUUGUUGACCACCUUGGCAGCCAGAGAGGAAUGUUUUAGAAUUGGGGUCUGGGAGUCAAAAGUUAUGGGUUCCAUUCCAUGGGUUCCACAUUGACUAAUUUUAUGGCAUUGAUCAAGUCAUUUAAUCUCCCUGUAUCUUGGUUUCCCAUCUGGGGAUAGUACCCAUGUUUAUAAAGUGCUUUGAGAUCAUCCGAUGAAAGGUGCUAUGUAAGUGCCAAAUAUCAUUGUCGUGGACUUGAGGGGAGCUCAUUUUAACUAUUGAUUUUAAAUUAGAAAACUGAUCUUGAAACAGCUUUUUAAAAACUCUGGUUUCCAAGGCUUUCUAAUGGGGAUCGUCUCAAUCUGGUGUUGCAUGUCAAACUGUCAAGAUGACCGUGGUGGUCAGUUAUUCUUUUUAACUUUAUUAAAACACGUCAGUUUUAUUUUUUAUUUUUUUUUCAUUUCAUGGAUCCAGUGGCCAGGAACUACCCCAUGCAGAUGGAAGUACAGACUACACUCUUCCAGACAAUUCCUCUUAGGUGUUCCAGUCAUUACAUGGACCUAAUGCACUCCCUCCCUCACACACACCCAAGACAGAAUUUAACCCUAUAGAAAUUUAUGUUUGCAAUUCAUCAGAGUUGCAAAUACUUCUUGAUACUGACAACAUUAUGUUCUGAGGAAUAGAUAUUCUAUGGCCUUUUCCAUUUUAUAGGCAAUGCACUUGUCUUUCAGUUUCGUUGGUAGAAAAAAAAAUGGGAGGGAGAAAUGCAUUUUUUCCCUGUGACACUGAAGUUAGAUGCCUUGUCCUAUUUGACAGCUUCAUUUUCGAGCUGUAUUGAAACUGCUUUUUUAAAUUGUCAUUUGCUAAGUUGCCUUAACUUACAGUUUGCACUUACGAAUCGUAUGCCAAUUCUCUCUUUAUGUAGAACUGUGUUCUGCAGAUGGAAAGGAAAAUGGUUGUUGGUUCAAUUAUUUUCCAGACAUCUAACACACAUAGUAAGAAUGGAAAAUUAGGGUUUCAUAAAAGAGACUCCAUUCAUAUUUCAUUCUCAAAGACAGUACCAAAAAAUGGAACGCUACAGUCAGACUUGGGUCUUGCUGUUUUCAGAUGUCACUUAAACACCUCUUUCAAGCAGGGAAAGCUGUACUUUGUGUUGAAUCAAGACAAGCACAACUUCCGUUCAGAAUUGAACAACUUCCAUUGAAUGUCUACAGACGUUAUGAACAUGCAUCUACAGGCACAAUCAGAACUUGUAGUUACCACACAGUGAUCUAUCCAGGAGCUGUUUGUAACUCAUCUUCUAACAAAAGGAUUUUGAAUUUAAUUGCACUUUGUAAUGAAAGUGAAUCUCUUUAGCACUUUUACUGUGAUUACGUAGCCUCCCUGUUCGUAACCAGCAUUAUAUAGGCAUACAUUCCUUAGGAUAAAUGACUAUGCUGUGGGUUUCAGGGUAACGUGCCUUGUUUUGUCUUUUAUUCUCUCUAUCUUAACAUAGAUUUUAAAUAACAGAUACAGAAAAGUUUUAUUUAAAUGAUAAAGUGAUGUUGUGACUGUUUUACCCAAGCUGCAAUAACGCACAAAAUGUCAAUGGAUGUUGCUAGAUACUGAGUGAAUGUUUUGGGUAUUGUCAGCAAAGUUGUUAUGCAGAAAUGGCACCUUCUUAGUUCACUCCCUGUGUGUCUCUUCGUCUCAUCUGUGGACUUUCCUGACACAAACAUGUACUCAUGGGAGGGCAAGAUGGAUUUUAUUCUCCAACCCUCGCAGUGGGGCGGAUCCUGUUCCCACUCACGUCGGUGAGAGUUUUGCCGUGACACAUUCAGAGGAGCAAGGCCCAAUGGAAUGGUCAGGCUAAGGUCCAGUUGCAGAGUCUGUAGUCUGGGGAUGAGGUGAGACAGAAGGGUCCCAGCUAGGUCUCCAGGUGGGAGCUUGUGUCACUGGCAACAAGGUGAAUUGUCAUUUUCACUUGUAAACUGAGCAAAUAAGAUUUCUGAUCAACAACGGUGAAAUUCACCCCUGGACUGAGGAACAAGGCCUGCGUGCUGCUUAUGCCUGGCCUUUGUGCUGGUACUUUGCACAGAAAUUAAUUGUACCCUGAGGAAAUAAACCUGCAGCCCUCCCCCGCCCCCAAAUGCCAUUUUAGCAAUGUUAUUUUCUAACCAUAAUCGCACUUUAAGCUCGAGUCCCUAUAUGAAGAAGCUGGUGGAGGGGGGGUGCAAACAAACUGAUUGAAUUUAGUUCAACACUUCGUGAAAUUUAGUCUACAACAUCCUUUUUUUUUUUUUUUUUUUUUUCUUUUUCCCUAAUGGUUGUAUUUUGCAUUAAAACUCGGUCUGAAUGUAUUGCUAUAGACACAUUCUUUAUAGAAUACUAGCAUCUUAGGCUGGCAUUGGUUCGUUAUAAAAAGUUGCUUGUUUUUUCUGUUUGUGUUUUUUUGGGGUGGGGGAAGUUUUAUUUUUAAUCAGAUCUGAUUUGUUUGUAAAUCACACAUGGAAAAAUGUCGUGUCUGAUUUUCUGAAUGUUUUGUUUUCAAAAGAGUAAAUGUGUUUUGGUGAUUUUCAUCAUUGAAUCAAUGACUUAGUUUGCGUCUCUUUACUGCAAAACACUGAUGAUUAACCAUAAAUAAAAUGGCACAGACUGCUUUACAAGAUUGGGCCACAAUCUUCAGAAGUGCCCCUUUUGUAUGAAGGGCAAAUGCUCAGCAAUUUCUGCAAUUCAGGCCCCUUUAAGGUGACUCAUAUUGGGCACCUAAAUACAUUAGUCACUUUUGAAAAUCUUGGCCUUUGUAUUUUAGUUUAUAUAACUGCGUGUCUGUAAAGUUACCUGCUAGUUUUGCUCACAUGAAUGCAUUCUCUUUAUAAAAUGCAUCAGAACAUCGUCAGUACAUUUCCUGUAUGGAAGGAGCAUAGUUGUAAAACCAGCAAAGUGUUUCACGAGGUUGAUUUUUUUUUUUUUUUUUUUUGGCAAAUAUGGGCCUGCAAAAUAGAUAUUGUAAUGUUGUUUCUGAAUAUUUGUGUUGUAAACUUUCUUGUGGAUCAGAUAAAUAAAAUGAAGUAACUUUGAACCACUA